AACCUGCUCUCGAAUUAUACAUGAGGUUGACUUAUAGCCGAGUAUAUACGGUAAGUCAUCAUUUGAAUCAGAAAAACAAGUACUGGAGCUAAGAGCCCAGCUAAUAUUAGGUAUUUUAGAUCUUGAUUAUGUGUUUCACAAUUUUUAAUGUGCUCUCAAAGCCAGUCCAGAUUUUAUUGAUUUUUUACAGUCUCGCAAAUGACUUUUUGGUAUGGUAAGUAAAAAUCUCAACUAGAUGCUUUUUAAAUUUAAGCGAGUGCUGGUGAUUCUUCUUCGCUCUUUAAAUAUUUGAUGCUCUAACAAUGACUGAUUUGAUUGCAUAUGUAACCAGGUGUUCUUUUAAAGGCUUUGUUUAAAAAGUCAAGUUUAUAACUAUAGCUUGUUAAAAAUAUAAUGAAAAAUGUCUUUCAGAGCUGAAGCAACAUACCAUCACAUUGCGGAGCUGAACCCAUAUGUGCAGGUGAUGUCAUCAACUGCUCCACUAAAUGAAGUUACAGACAUCUCUUUCCUCAGGCAGUACCAGUGUGUUAUAGUAACUGAGAUGAAGCUAUCACUGCAGAAGAAGAUUAAUGACUUUUGCCAUGCACAACACCCACCUAUUAAGUUCAUAAGUGCAGAUGUAUAUGGAAUGUGGGCACGUCUCUUUUGUGACUUUGGUGAUGAAUUUGAAGUGCUGGACACUACAGGAGAGGAACCAAAGGAAAUCUUCAUUGCAAACAUAUCUCAGUCCAAUCCUGGUAUUGUCACCUGCCUUGACAAUAAUCCUCAUAAACUUGAAACGGGACAAUUUGUAACUUUCCGGGAGAUUAAUGGAAUGUCAUGCUUAAAUGGAACCACACAUCAAAUAACUGUGAUAUCACCUUAUUCUUUUAGCAUUGGGAAUACUACAGAUAUGGAACCUUACUUACAUGGUGGCAUAGCUGUCCAAGUAAAGACACCUAAAAUAUUUCACUUCGAACAGCUGAGGAAGCAGUUGAUCAACCCAAGAUGUCUUGUUGCAGACUUCAGCAAACCUGAGACACCUCUGCAGAUUCACAUUGCCAUGCUGGCCUUGAAUGAGUUUCAGGAAAAUUUUGGUCGUAUACCAAAUAUUGGGUGCAUUCAGGAUGCUGAGGAGAUGGUGAAGAUAGCACUGUCUUUAAGCCAAACAUUGGAAGGCAAACCUACGGUUAAUGAAGACAUUGUGAAAUGGCUCUCAAGGAUGGCUCAAGGAUCUUUGGCACCCCUCACAGCAGCACUUGGUGGUGUUGCCAGUCAAGAAGUCCUGAAAGCCGUAACGGGAAAGUUUUCUCCUCUGCAACAGUGGCUUUACAUUGAUGCAUUAGAAUUAGUCCCAUGUCUAGAAAACGCCAGUGGUGAAGAAUUUCUUCCAAGGGGAGAUAGAUAUGAUGCCUUGAGAGCCUGCAUUGGAGACUCCUUGUGCCAGAAACUGCAAAAUCUGAAUGUUUUCUUGGUUGGUUGUGGUGCAAUAGGCUGUGAAAUGUUAAAAAACUUUGCACUCCUUGGUGUUGGCACUGGCCAAGAAAGGGGCAUGGUCACAAUUACAGAUCCAGAUUUAAUAGAAAAGUCCAAUUUAAAUAGGCAGUUCCUUUUUCGACCACAUCACAUACAGAAACCUAAAAGUUACACUGCAGCAGCUGCAACACUUAGCAUCAACUCUCAGAUGAAGAUAGACUCAUAUCUUAACAAAGUAUGUCCUGCUACUGAAAACAUAUACAAUGAUGACUUCUAUACCAAGCAAGAUGUGGUUGUAACUGCAUUAGACAAUGUCGAAGCGAGGAGAUAUAUUGACAGUCGCUGCCUAGCAAACCUGCGCCCUCUUUUAGAUUCAGGAACCAUGGGAACUAAAGGGCAUACUGAAGUCAUUCUGCCCCAUCUAACAGAGUCAUACAACAGUCAUCGAGAUCCACCUGAAGAGGAAAUACCAUUUUGUACAUUGAAGUCUUUCCCAGCUGCUACUGAGCACACAAUACAGUGGGCAAGAGACAAGUUUGAAAGUGCUUUUUCACACAAGCCUUCCCUGUUUAACAAGUUCUGGCAGACAUAUUCAUCAGCUGAAGAAGUGUUACAGAGAAUAAAGUCAGGAGAGAGCUUGGAAGGUUCUUUCCAGGUGAUCAAGUGUCUCAGUAGAAGACCAAGAAGCUGGCCCCAAUGUGUUGAAUUAGCAAGACUAAAAUUUGAGAAAUAUUUUAAUCAUAAGGCUCUCCAGUUACUUCAUUCAUUUCCCAUUGAUACACGAUUAAAAGAUGGCAGUUUGUUUUGGCAAUCACCAAAGAGGCCGCCUUUUCCAAUACAAUUUGAUUUCAAUGACCCUUUGCAUUAUAGUUUCAUACUGAGUACAGCAAAACUAUUUGCAGCAGUUUACUGUGUCCCUUUUACGGAAAAGGAUAUGUCAGAAGAAAUGAUUUUAAAAAUAAUUUCUGGGCUGAAGGUACAAGAAUUUCGACCUUCUAACAAGGUUGUUCAAACAGAUGAAACAGUGAGGAAAACAGACCCUAUUCCGGUCAGUAGUGAGGAUGAAAGGAAUGCUGUUAUUCAGUUGGAGACUGCCAUUUUAGCCGAUGAAGCUACAAAGAAUGAUUUACAAAUGAAAGAGCUUACUUUUGAAAAGGAUGAUGACAGUAAUGGUCAUAUAGACUUCAUAACAGCUGCUUCCAAUUUACGAGCCAGAAUGUACAAUAUAGAGCCAGCAGAUAGAUUGAAAACAAAACGGAUUGCUGGAAAGAUUAUCCCGGCCAUUGCAACUUCUACAGCAGCUGUGUCUGGUCUGGUUGCUUUGGAAUUGAUCAAAGUGGUGGGUGGUUACCCUUUCCAAGCAUACAAGAACUGUUUUUUCAACUUGGCCAUUCCAAUAAUUGUCUUCACAGAAACUGCUGAAGUGAGGAAAACAGAAAUAAGAAAUGGGAUAUCUUUUACAAUCUGGGAUAGAUGGACUGUUCAUGGGAAAGAAGAUUUCACACUACUAGAUUUCAUCAAUGCUGUCAAAGAAAAAUAUGGAAUUGAGCCAACAAUGGUGGUGCAAGGAGUUAAAAUGCUAUAUGUUCCUGUAAUGCCAGGGCAUGUCAAAAGAUUGAAGCUGACGAUGCAAAAACUUGUGAAACCAGCAGCAAAUAAGAAAUACGUGGAUCUGACAGUGUCAUUUGCUCCAGAAGCAGAUGGUGAAGAAGACUUGCCAGGACCACCUGUUAGAUAUUAUUUUGCCCAUGAAGAUAACUGAUGCAUUUAUACUGUUCAUGUUGUAGCAGGACCACAAAAAAGGAGUGCAGCACCAUCCUUAAAAAUGGUACUAUAUACUUGGCAAAGCCUUAAUUCAGAAACAAAUAGUCAAAGUCCAUAAGCUCUUCUGUGGAGCUCUGUAGCAAAUUGGAUUUGCAGUUUAUCUGUCUGUAGAAUUUUCAUAGCUACCCAGAUUUAAGCAGGACUUGAUAGUUGCUGGUUCAUUUUGAAGAAAACACACUUCUCCUAACCUCUGCAAGAACACCAGAAUAUAGGAAAUUGCAGAAACAAAUCUUUAAAUGAGGUGGAAAUCAAGAUAUAAAGAAACUGCCAGUUACACCACCAUCAAACUUACACUAUCAUCAGAAACCAGUGCUUAGUCCUAAGCCAGCAUUCUGGUGAUGAUCCAUUGCAAUAAAACGAUUUAUUCUUGUUCUUGCUCUCUCCUGAAGCAAAUUAACACAUCAGGUGUGAAAAUGUAGAAAGAUUCACAUUGGAAGAAAGCUGAGUUCUAUGAUGUUGUGGUUUACAUUUUUUCCCUCCUGAAAAAACAACCCUUCCCUUUUUUGUUUGGAGGCAACAUGGGAUCAAGGAAAUGCAGAUUCUCUUAUACACAUUUUCUUCUACAAACAUGUUUUUCAAGUCUGCUUUUUCAUACUGAUCUAGAAAAGCUGGGUAAUUGUUAUGUAUCGAGAGACUGGCUAACACUUUAGUCUCAACUAAACAUACAGGAGUCAAGCUUUUAGUAGAAACAGGUCACCUGCCACAAUCUUCAAGAAAACAAAAUUUGUGAUAUUUGACAUAGUCAUAAUAUUCAUAUAAGGCCAAACUAGCCACUUGGUGGGAGCAUCAUGUAUUUAUAAACAUUCAUUGGCCCCAAUUGCAUAGAAAGAAUUAGAUGCAAUCCUAUUUUAGCAGCAGAAGGGUUAUAUGGGUCAUACAUUGGUUGGCUUGAAACUAACCCUAUAAACCCUGAGCUGAGCCAUCGUUCUGUAUUUGAGGAGAAAAGCAGCUGAAGGGACACUGUCCGAGAAACUGAAAUUCAGGUGGGCAAAGAGUUGAGGACUUGCUCUCACCCAUUUGCUUGUUAAACUGGGUAUUUAAUGUGUACCAUUAUUUUGGGAAGACUCAGAUUCAGACAUCUAAAUUUAAACAGUUCAACGUAAAGUAUACUGAGAGAAGGAGGAACGAAAUACUGUAACUAGCUAUAGUCAUUUGUAAGAAACAGUAGCACAAUACAGAGGCAUCAUUCUUACAUGGUUGUUUUCUAAUGUGUGUAUCCCUGGAUGGAUAAAUUGUUGCCUUUCCUACACUGCUCUGUCUUCUCCCCUCCUCUUUACAAAGAAGUUUCAACAUAAUUAGCUCUUGGGGAUGGAAAAACAUUCCAUACCUACAGUGUGCUUGAAUAUCAUUCAUAAAGUAAAGCUGGUUAGUAUUUUCCCUAAGGUUUGGUCAUUAUGCAGAUCAUGACAACAUAACUUGUUUGUUUCCCUGUUUCUAUAGGCACUCAACCAAAGAUGUAUUUAUUUGUGAAUUGCAGUCCAUCUCAAGUUAUUCCAUUUGGGACUAAAUCUUAAAAUGUAGUAAAUGCUCAUAAGCUUUCUUAUAUUUUACAAAAUACAGCUUGUUAUAAUUUAGUGGGUUUGAAAACUGGGUGGUUAACCUUGUUUUUAAAAGAAAUAAUAGCAGUGAAAGAGACAUAAGUAUUAGGAGGUGGGAGUGGGCUGUGAAGAUGCUCCCAUACUGGCAACAUAUUUCAGCAGACAUUUUGAUUGAGUUGGCUUCCCCUUUUGUUCUGAAUUGUUCUGACUAAGGCAAACAACUAUGAACACCAAAAAGCUUAGGGACUAUAAUAAUGAUAAUAAAAAAGGAUUGCUGUCAUGAACUCCCAAUGGCAUGCAAUGCAUUAUUUAUUUUUUACGAUCUGUGUUUCAUCAUGACUUGUGCUAGCAUUUCUUAUUUUAUGUUUCCCUUUAGGAUUACUAAUCAGUGUUUAAAAGUAGCAACAAGACUUUGCAUUUGCAAAACUGCAUUUGAUGUCAUACAUCAGUUGGUUUGAAAUGGAAGAACCCUUUCCAACUAAUCUUCCUUGCAGACCUUAUAACACAGAAACAGGGAGGGCAGUCUCAACACACAAAAAACCUCUUCCUACUUGUUGUGCACUUAGUCUAUCUUGAGGAUUUAUUCUGCUCACCCAUGUGAUCUCAAAGAGUGCUCUCAGUUCAAAGAAAAUAUAUAUAAAGGUUGUAUAUACUUCCACAGUUUGUGUUUAUCUCUGAAUUUAUUUCAGUACAUUUUGAAGGACUGGUUUUUAUUUGUGUACACAAAUUAUUAUGUAUAGCCUAAACAGUUAUGAGAAUGGCUUUUUGUCCUUUUCAUAUUAAAUAAUUUGAAAACAUA
Messenger RNA from Sceloporus undulatus (fence lizard), 5616 nucleotides. It is a transcript of the gene UBA6, whose product is annotated as ubiquitin like modifier activating enzyme 6. The transcript has 28 exons. Gene Ontology annotation, biological process: protein modification by small protein conjugation. Bases 401 to 3217 code for a protein of 938 amino acids. Gene Ontology annotation, cellular component: cytoplasm. Gene Ontology annotation, molecular function: ubiquitin-like modifier activating enzyme activity. The record is from RefSeq and is a predicted model, not a curated record. NCBI's taxonomy places the organism in Eukaryota, Metazoa, Chordata, Lepidosauria, Squamata, Phrynosomatidae.